AUGUCUACCGAGAACCGUGCCGACGCUCUCCGCGCCUACAUCGCCGAGCACCCCCGUUCCUCGUUCGAAAACAACCCGUGGGCCUUGAUGGCCGCGAUUGAACAUUUUGCCACCACUAAAUCCCACAUGAUUAUUUUUCGGGAAUCGAAGGUGAGAAUCGCCCGUGCCGCGCUGGAAGCCAUGCCCGUGAAACCAAAGGUGAUACUUGAAUUCGGAACGUACGUGGGUAACUCGGCCCUCGCAUGGGGUGCGAUCCUGCGAAGCCUUUAUGGGGAGGAUGCAGCUGCGCAGGGAUGCAGGGUGUAUACCUUUGAACUGGAUCCGGGGAUGGUAUGUGUCGCGCGGGAGUUUAUCCAGCUGGCUGGAUUGGACGAUCUGGUUCAGGUUUUGGAAGGACCUGCGGCGGAGUCGUUAAAGACGUUAUAUGAGGAAGGAAAGAUUGCUCGGGGUGGAGUGGACAUGGUCUUCUUCGAUCAUUGGGAGAAGUACUAUUUGCCGGAUCUGUUGUUGUGUGAGGACCUGAGGGUCUUUCGGGAGGGGUCGUUGGUCAUCGCGGAUAACACGGAUAUGCCUGGUGCACCGCGGUAUCUUAAGCAUGUGAGAUCGGGAGGUGGUGGAGGAUUGGGGAUGGUGAGGUAUGAGAGUAAGGCGUUUGAGAGUACAACGCAGAUAGGAGUACCGAGUAUUGUUGAGAUUAGCACCGUUCUUGAGACAUAGGAUGGAGAACCAUCCACGUAAAAAAAGCCAACCGUGCGAAGCUGUCGGAAAUGAUGCUUGGGCUGGCUCUAAUGGUUCUUGUUGGAAGGCAGGUCCAUUUCAACAGGAUGUAGUCGGUCUGGUUCGGUCUCGCAUAAUAAUGAACCUCACAGUGAAUGGUUUUCUGGUUCAAGCAUGAAAUGAAAAGAAGGUUGUCCAAGGUCCGUGGUAGACGUGGAGUCAAAGCUUCCCGAUCGGCUUGCGGCCUGAGAAUCAUGGCUGCCAAGCCGAACUACCAAUUUUUG
Aspergillus ibericus CBS 121593 is the source of this 1001-nucleotide messenger RNA. RefSeq names its product O-methyltransferase. Gene Ontology annotation, molecular function: O-methyltransferase activity. Lineage: Eukaryota; Fungi; Ascomycota; Eurotiomycetes; Eurotiales; Aspergillaceae. Bases 1 to 717 code for a protein of 238 amino acids. The transcript has 2 exons. The record is from RefSeq and is a predicted model, not a curated record.